This is a messenger RNA of Babjeviella inositovora NRRL Y-12698, 648 nucleotides long. RefSeq names its product SNAP receptor (gene SEC22). The record is from RefSeq and is a predicted model, not a curated record. Gene Ontology annotation, biological process: retrograde vesicle-mediated transport, Golgi to endoplasmic reticulum; endoplasmic reticulum to Golgi vesicle-mediated transport; vesicle fusion with Golgi apparatus. Bases 1 to 648 code for a protein of 215 amino acids. The transcript is spliced from 2 exons. NCBI's taxonomy places the organism in Eukaryota, Fungi, Ascomycota, Pichiomycetes, Serinales. Gene Ontology annotation, molecular function: SNAP receptor activity. Gene Ontology annotation, cellular component: ER to Golgi transport vesicle membrane; endoplasmic reticulum-Golgi intermediate compartment; endoplasmic reticulum membrane.
AUGGUGAAAUCUACUUUAAUCUACAGAAAUGAUGCUCUUCCGUUGUGUGGCUCGGUUGACGACGACGCCGAAGCCGGCUUGUUGGAACAAAAGAAGAAGUGCAAGCUUAUUAUUUCCAGGAUCACGCCAAAUUCGGAGUCCCAGGCGUCCAUUGAGAGUGGGUCUAACUACGUGAUCCACUACUUGAUUAAGGAUUCCAUCGUGUACUUGGUCAUCUGUGACAAGUCGUACUCUAGAAAGUUGGCGUUUUCAUACCUUGACGAGAUCUCCAACGAAUUCACCAAGCUGUACGGACCUGAGACCAUGAACCCUGACGUCAGGCCAUUCGCGUUUGCCAAGUUUGACUCCUUCUUGGGCAAGACAAAGAAGGUCUACCAGGACGCCAGAGCCCAGUCUAACUUGGACAGAUUGAACAACGAUUUGGCCGAUGUCAAAAAGGUUAUGACCAAGAACAUUGAAGACUUGUUGUACAGAGGUGAUUCGUUGGACAAGAUGACAGAUUUAUCCUCCUCAUUGAGAGCCGAGUCUAAGAAGUACAGAAAGUCAGCCCAGAAGAUAAACUUCGAUGCCAUGAUUCGCCAGUACGUUCCAAUCGCAUGCGCCAGUUUCAUCUUUGUGUUCCUUCUCUGGUACACUCUCCUCCGUUAG